GGGGGAGCUAACCAACUCCAACCAGCUCUCAGUCCACCUCAAGCCAACAUGAUGCUCCAGUGCUCUCUGAUUGGUGUAUGCUGGAUCCUCUCUCUCCUGCCAGAUGUCCUGGGCGCCAGCUACCUCCACAGUCUCCCCACAUACGAUGGGUGUGCGUGGGCAGACAGUGAGCUGAGUGUGACUGUGCUGGAGGCGGAGCCUGUCCUGCUUCACUGCUGGGACUUUGACAGACUGAUCCUGGGCUAUGACCUCACCGCCGCCAACGGAUACACAUUCCACAUCGCCCGCGGCAACCACGACAGCCCAGUCGCCCUCGGUGACGAGGGCAGGGUCAGGCCAGAGAAGCGGAGUCUUUGGCUCCUCCCAUCACAGCCAUCAGAUUCCGGAACCUACACCUGUGUAGUGAGCGUCCACCCGGCAGGAAAAGCCGAUAUGGAGAUGAUGUCAUAUCUGGUGGACCCAGUGAUGCCAGGAAAUGAUGUCAUCAUCCCCUGCCCCACUGACCCUUACAACAUAACUGGAACCCCACACUGGUAUAAAGCAGUGUUUUAUGAGCUUGUUUUGUUUCAGGGCCAGAGUGGUGCAGUCCUCCCUGUAGGUAGGGGGCGCUAUCUCCCUCGGUGGGGCGGGUCUCUUCUCAUCAAGCGAUUCUCUGCGGCGGACUCUGGCUUCUACACGUGCAGCGCCACCGUCAGGGUCUUCAGCGCCCUCUACAUCGUCACACGCACCUCCAGAGUCCACUCCACUGGACAAGCUGCUCCCACCUUCCAACCUGCCACCCUCAGUGCCAGCACACACACUCCAGAGAUUGUAGAUGGGUAUGCACAUAUUCUCUCUCCUACAAACAACUCUGUGAUUAAGAGUCACUUUGGUUCCAGCCUAGUGAUUCGCUGCACAGUGGCGACUGGGAGCCAAUUAGCGGACUCCACUCUGGUCACAUGGUUGAUAGAUGGCCAAUCAGUGGAAGAGUCCUCACUGGCACUCCGCGCAUUCCAGAAAGGGAGGAGGGUAACGGACGGCCAGGUGGAGGCGGACCUCGUCAUCCUGGAGGUGAGGGCGGAGGACUCGGGGGUGGAGUUUAGAUGUGUCACUCAAAACUCAGCAGGAAGUGAAGAAGUGCUUGUCCAUAUUGAGAUGGAAGGUGAGUAUUGUGUGUGUAGUACCUAUCCAGGUGUCACACGCUCAGAGUACCUAUCCAGGUGUUACACGCUCAGAGUACCUAUCCAGGUGUUACACGCUCAGAGUACCUAUCCAGGUGUUACACGCUCAGAGUACCUAUCCAGGUGUUACACGCUCAGAGUACCUAUCCAGGUGUCACACGCUCAGAAUGAGUGGUGGGUGUGGUUGGUGGUGUGUGUGUCCUGUUCCUGCUGCUUCGUGUGUGUGGUGUGUGUGUUCCUCUACCAGCUCCUGCGGCCACGGAAGCUCAAACAGAACGACUACUUCCUGGCUCGCCAAGACAGUGUGUUUUAAACACACACACACACACACACACACAUAUAUAUACACACACACACACAUGU
Messenger RNA from Clupea harengus (Atlantic herring), 1523 nucleotides. RefSeq names its product interleukin-1 receptor type 2. The transcript has 11 exons. The record is from RefSeq and is a predicted model, not a curated record. NCBI's taxonomy places the organism in Eukaryota, Metazoa, Chordata, Actinopteri, Clupeiformes, Clupeidae. Bases 49 to 1473 code for a protein of 474 amino acids. Gene Ontology annotation, molecular function: interleukin-1 receptor activity.